AUGCAUUUCGCCCUUCCUCCUCGAAAGACAUCGUUUCCUCCUCCUUAUGCUCGAGUCUCUGCCAAAAACUAUUCCGAGAAACGACGCAGACAGAUCCAAUACCUUGCCUACUUGAUCUUCGCCGUACUCACGUUAUACUUGGUGGCCGCCUUCUUCACUGGUGAACACGUGCGCAGCCAGGAUGGCACUAUUUCACCAGGGGCAUCAGUCGUCAUUGUGACAGUUCUCGACGAAGUGUCUAUGAGCAAGGACUAUAUAUCUGUGAUCAAAGAGAACAGGGACGACUACGCGAGGAGACAAGGGUACCAAACCUUCUAUACCAAUACCACUACCUAUGCUCACCUUACAAAACCUUCGCCUCCCUCAUGGUCUAUGGUGCCUGCGCUUCGUCAUGCUCUCACAGCAUACAGCGACGUCGAUUACGUCUGGUACCUCAGUCCUCAUGCCCUGAUCAUGAACCCCUCCGUUUCUCUAUACGAUCACGUCUUCGCCAACCUCACAAACUUAAUGCAGAAAGACAUUCCUGUGGUUCCGCCAGAUAGCGUGAUUCACACUUUCUCGCAUCUCAAACCUUCACAGAUCUACCUAAUUCUGUCGCAAGAUGCGGACAACGUUGCCCAUACCUCGUUCAUCCUGCGAAACUCGGAUACGGUCUCUGUAGCAGCAGGCACACCUAGAGAUAGCUGGUCGCAGUACUUCCUAGACGCCUGGUUCGACCCUCUCUACCGAGCUUAUGCCUUCCAGAAAGCAGAGAACCAUGCUCUUGAACACAUCAUACAGUGGCACCCCACUAUACUGGCAAAAUUGGCCAUGGUCGAUCAGCGACUCAUAAACAGCUACAACACCAUGAGUGACAAGACCGAGGUCGAUUUAGACACUGAUGUGGCACAUGGCAAGCACGACAGUCAAUACAGGAAAGGCGAUCUUUUGGUCAAUUUCAAGGGAUGUUCUGAAAGUAAACAGCGGGAUUGUGAGACAGAGAUCAAGACCUUCUACAGAAGGUGGCAGGAUGAGGUCGGUCGAAUUGAUGGUCGCAGUGGUACUGGCAAGACUCAAGCUGCAUGA
Messenger RNA from Lithohypha guttulata, 1065 nucleotides. It is a transcript of the gene MNN11, whose product is annotated as putative alpha-1,6-mannosyltransferase mnn11. Bases 1 to 1065 code for a protein of 354 amino acids. The record is from RefSeq and is a predicted model, not a curated record. Gene Ontology annotation, cellular component: Golgi membrane; mannan polymerase complex. Gene Ontology annotation, biological process: protein N-linked glycosylation. NCBI's taxonomy places the organism in Eukaryota, Fungi, Ascomycota, Eurotiomycetes, Chaetothyriales, Trichomeriaceae. Gene Ontology annotation, molecular function: alpha-1,6-mannosyltransferase activity. The transcript is spliced from 2 exons.